UUCUUCCGCGGAUUUUAUCGGAGAACUGUACUCGCACAGACCUGUGGCCGUUGGAUAAGAGCGGAGGGUAUUCCAUUGCCACCACCCAAAAUGGCCGCUGUACCCUGCGGCCAUCUCUGCCGGCCAAUCCAUGCCAUCCAUCCAAAUUUCCCGCGACCCGCGGCCGGCAAGCCUGCCCGUGCCCUCCCGAACGCCCAACAUAGACCUUCCAGGGAACGAAAGCCGGCGCUCGGCGCCGGCCGCAUUUCCAAGUGGGCCUUGAGAAGCAGUAGCAGCUCGGUGGAGCAGAGCCCGCCGGCGCCGGCGGGACCGGGUGUAGUCGACGCCGAGGGGCUGGUUAAGUUCUUGUAUGAGGACCUGCCCCACCUGUUCGACGAGCAGGGGAUCGACCGGUCGAUGUACGACGAUCGAGUCCGGUUCCGGGAUCCCAUCACCAAGCACGACACCAUCGACGGCUAUCUCUUCAACAUUGGCCUCCUCAAGGUCCUCUUCAGGCCCGACUUCCAGCUCCAUCACGUCAGGCAGACAGGACCUUAUGAGAUCACAACAAGAUGGACUAUGGUAAUGAGAUUCGCUCUUCUACCAUGGAAACCAGAGUUGGUCUUCACAGGAAUCUCAAUCAUGGCUGUCAACCCCCAGACUCAGAAGUUCUGCAGCCAUGUGGAUGUUUGGGAUUCCAUAGAGAAGAAUGAAUAUUUUUCAUUGGAAGGUCUAUGGGAUGUUUUACAGCAGCUGCGGAUCUACAAGACUCCAGACUUGGAAACACCAAAGUACCAGAUAUUGAAAAGAACUGCUACUUAUGAGUUGAGAAAGUAUGAGCCUUUUGUGGUGGCUGAGACAAAAGGAGACAAGCUCUCAGGUUCAUCUGGAUUUAAGGAUGUUGCUGGGUAUAUAUUUGGCAAGAAUUCCUCGAUGGAGAAGAUCCCCAUGACUACCCCUGUCUUUACUCAGGCUCAUGAUGACAAAUUAUCAGAAGUGUCCAUCCAGAUUGUCUUACCAAUGAACAAAGACUUUAGCAAUUUACCAGUCCCUAGUGUGGAAGCAGUCAGCUUGAGAAAGGUGGAUGGAGGCAUAAUGGCAGCAACAAAAUUUAGUGGAAAACCCACCGAGGAACUUGUCCGCAAAAAGGAGAAAGAACUGCAGUCUGCGCUACUCAAAGAUGGUCUUGAGCCUCAACAAGGUUGCUUGCUUGCGCGUUAUAAUGAUCCUCAGCAAACAUGGAGCUGUAUAAUGAGGAGUGAGGUGCUGAUAUGGCUUGGUGAGUUCACACUUGAAUAGUAUGCAAAUAUGUCGCAGACUCCUGGAUGGAAGACAUAUAAACUCCAGACCGAGGGUCACCCCUGUCAUAAGUGAAUGACGUACCUUAGGAACUGUGAAUUUUGGAUCCAUGUUUACAACAAUAUUCAAUGGAAAACCAAAGUUCUUCUCAACAGCUAAACGAUUCUCUGUCAGAGUCUUAGCAUCCUCAUUGUUUAUAUCUGCAGUAUUUCUAUAAAUGAAUUUAUUUGAUUUAAAAAAUCAAUAUAUUUGUGUGCAAAGGCACAAGAGGUGUUUGUUCUCAUGUGCUUCUUCAUUAUAAUAAUCUAAUAUCAGAAGAAGUCUAUUACUUGUUA
Molecule: messenger RNA, 1613 nt
Organism: Elaeis guineensis (African oil palm)
Lineage: Eukaryota; Viridiplantae; Streptophyta; Magnoliopsida; Arecales; Arecaceae
Source: RefSeq, a predicted model, not a curated record